AUGGACAAAGUGAACAGAGCACGCCGGCAGGUGGGAGUAUGGCGGACCACAGCCGUCAUUCUGGGAAUUACUACUUUAGGUCUGGUAGUGGCGGUGGUGUUUCUGGCCACUAGAGAACGAACUCAGCCAUCACAGAGCAUCCCAACAUGUGGUGCCACAGCAAGUGCCAGGAAGAACCCCAACUCAGUGGAUUUAAGCGAACCUAGCAGGCCUGGCCCGUUCCAUGACCUGACCAAACACGAGAUGAGACAACUGAGGACCUUUCUGGAGAAGCACCCGACCAUUCACGCCGUUCCAGCUGAAUCUGCAACAGUCAACCAGAGUUAUAUCUACAUGAUGGAUUUGUUUCCGGCCAACAAGUCCGAUGUCCUGGCCUACCUGGACGGCGGGAAACCUCAACCGUCGCGUCUGGCUCGAGUGAUCAUGUAUCGAGGCGAUCUGGAGCCUCCAGUGGUGGAGGAGUACGCCUGUGGUCCCCUGCCGGAUGUCCAAAACUGCGACCUCAUUAUCUCGGACAAAAGACGCAACCCAAUCGAGUUCUCGCUGCGACCCAUCGGUCUCUUAGAGUACAAGGCUAUCUUCGAGACGGUCCUCACUGAGGUGGACGCUAAGAUUGGGUACAUCCUCCGAGAGAGUUAUGGGACCUCGUAUAUCGACUGCAAGCCCAGCGACUGUUUCAAGUUCUACCCGUCUCCCGUGGCAACCAACUUGGUCAAGGACAUCAACAAGCGACGCCUCUGGCUCUGGGCCGAUUACCCAGUGGAAUAUUAUGUACUCCACCCUGUGGAUUUCGGAGUCCUGGCUCAGCUGGAUGGAUCCAAUCCCAAAAACUUCGUGAUUGAUAAGCUGUGGUAUCACGGCAAACUCUACAAUAGCGUCGAUGAGCUUAUUGUGUUUUACAACUCCAGCGGACCCAGUGAGAAGUCACAUAUUUCUAGACACACUUACAACCCCAGUGUUUUCUCCUCUCUAAACCUGAGAGGUAGCCCACAGCCUGAGGAGCCUCUUCGGCCACCCACACAGGUUGAACCGGAUGGAAAGAGGUACUCUCUGAAAGACAGAAAGGUAACUUACCUUGGGUGGAGCUUCAACUUCCGCAUGUCUGCACUCACGGGACCAUCGCUGUAUGAUAUCCGUUUCAAGGGCGAGAGAAUUGCCUAUGAGCUUGGACUCGCAGAGAUUGCUGUUUUCUAUUCUGGAUAUAACUCCUUGCAUCGAAUCACAGACUUUGUAGACUCCGGAGCUCUGAUUGGUACUCACUCCAAGUCUCUAGUCCCAGGAGGCGACUGUCCGGAAUCAGCGACCUUCAUCAACCAGACAUUUUCAGGUCAAGCAGUUGAUGAACCUGUAGAGUUGGUACGAUCAUUCUGUCUGUUUGAGAACAACAAUGGCUACCCCUUGAGACGACAUCUGUCCUACUCACAUUAUGAGGGAGCCUUCUACGGUGGCAUGCUGGACUCUGUGCUGACCCUCAGAAGUGUGGUCACUGUGGUCAACUAUGACUAUGUGUUUGACUUCAUGUUUCACCAGAACGGUGUGGUGGAGACUAGAGUGAUGAGCACAGGGUAUAUUUUCCCUUCGUUUUACACAAGAGAAGAGUCUCCCUACGGUUUUAAAAUUGAGGACAAUAUUAUAGGCAACAUCCAUCACCACCUGUUCCACUUUAAGGCUGACAUUGACAUUCAUGGCACCAGCAACAGGUAUGAAAUACUCAACAUCAGCGCCGAGACAGUUGAGCUUAGACAGCAACCUGGACAGAACUACCAUCAGAUCCGCUAUGACAAGAUUCUCAAACAGACUGAGAAGGAUGCACUUUAUAAGUUUAACUUUGAAACACCCAAAUACCACGUAGUGCACAAUGAGGCCAGGAAAACCAAUUUUGAUGAAAUCAAAGCUUUCAGGAUCGCAUUGAAUGGAAUGUCGAAGCAGCUGCUGCCCGAAGGAGUGGACAAUGAAGUGGCUUUGCCCUGGGCACGCCAUCAACUGGUGGUCACCAAACACAAGGACAAUGAGCAGGUGUCCAGUUCUCCUUAUGCCAUGUGGGACAGUUUCAACCCAGUCACGGACUUCACCAAGUUCUAUGAGGAUGAUGAGAAUAUUGUUGAUCAGGAUCUAGUUUUUUGGAUUAACCUUGGCCUACACCACAUCCCACAUACAGAAGACCUUCCUCUGACACCCACACCAGGCAACCAUCUGACAUUUUUCCUGCUGCCAUACAACUACUUCACAGAAUGUCCAUCUGUUGUCUCCAGAGACCACAUUCGAAUUCAGCACAAAGACACAGACAAGCCGGAGCUAGGAGUGCAAGUAGACAGGAAUGGUAACUCCUAUGAAACAUGUUCCCUUCCGUCUGUAGCUCAGCAGUAUGAGGAGUUGCUAGAAGAGAACCCAGAUGUUGUCCUCCAGUCCAGAAAAGAUAUGGGCAUUUUCUAA
Messenger RNA from Candidula unifasciata, 2433 nucleotides. Lineage: Eukaryota; Metazoa; Mollusca; Gastropoda; Stylommatophora; Geomitridae. The record is from the annotation of a GenBank genome assembly.